Molecule: messenger RNA, 537 nt
Organism: Lobosporangium transversale
Lineage: Eukaryota; Fungi; Mortierellomycota; Mortierellomycetes; Mortierellales; Mortierellaceae
Exons: 4
Coding region: 1-537 (178 amino acids)
Molecular function (GO): FAD binding
Source: RefSeq, a predicted model, not a curated record
AUGGGAGAGAUCUUUGAUGCCACACCUCCGGAGCGGAUUUCAAAGGUGUUCCUUGAGGAGAAGCUGUUUAAGACAUGGUACUAUGGCCGCACUGUGUUGAUUGGCGAUGCUUGCCACAAGAUGCUCCCUGCAGCAGGCGUAGGCGCUGUGAAUGCAAUGCAAGACGUUGUGGUAUUGGCAAACUGUCUGUAUAGUAUGAAUAGUUCGACGCAAGAAGACAUCACUGCAUUGUUCCAGGAAUAUUACAAACAGCGAUUUCAUCGGGCAGCUAACGAGAUUGAGCGAAGCAAGGCCAUGGCCAAGAUGAUAGCUGGACAGACUUGGCUCGAGAGAGUUGUCCGACAUGUGUUGCUCAAUUAUCUUCCAAACUGGUUACAACAACAAAUUUCAACCAAGAAUUUCGAGUAUCGUCCUCAAAUCGCAUGGCUCCCUUUGGUACCGCACCGCGGAUUAGGACGAGUAUUACCACAAGAAGGCCCAAGAAGACCUAGACCUGGAUUUCACUUACCACAGCAGUCCAUAGCUCAAACAGUCUAA